Closterium sp. Yama58-4 is the source of this 573-nucleotide messenger RNA. NCBI's taxonomy places the organism in Eukaryota, Viridiplantae, Streptophyta, Zygnematophyceae, Desmidiales, Closteriaceae. The record is from the annotation of a GenBank genome assembly.
AUGGAAGUGGAAACUCUUUGCAGCAGUGUACUCACGGCAAACUUGCGGGAAGUGGCGCGAAACUCCCUCAUUUUCAGAGUAAAUCAGAACCAGAUCCGACGGGCAUCUUUUCUUGACGAGCCAACCCCAGGGCGACAAGACAGGCAUGUUCCCAGCCGAACCAAUCACAGCUUCCCUAACGUUUCCUUCUUCCUCCCCUUCACCACGCCAAAUCUAAGCAUGGCAGCAGCUGCGGCGAAGGCGUUCUGGAACAGCCCUGUGGGUCCCAAGACGUCACACUUCUGGGGUCCCUUGGCCAACUGGGGCUUCGUCAUUGCGGGACUAGUGGACAUGCAAAAGCCGGUCGACAUGAUCUCGCCGAAGAUGACGUCAGUCAUGUGCGUGUACUCCGCGCUCUUCAUGCGCUUCGCCUGGCGCGUGCAGCCCCGCAACUACCUCCUCUUCUCCUGCCACUCCGCCAACGAGACCGUGCAACUCAUCCAGCUGUCGCGAUGGGCCCUCUCAGAACCCGUAGCAGAGAAGCCAGCAGAGCCCGCAGCUGCGCCUGCUGUUGUGGAGAAGGCAACCGAGUAA